AUGGCAGUUAUUGCAAGAGUUUGGAUAGUAGGGGCGUUGGCUACGUGCUUACUGGCAACGAUAGCGAGCGCUGCUGGACCUACGGUCACGGUGUUGAAUGGAACAUACGAAGGCUUACAUCUUCCCUCAUUCAAUCAAGACUUGUUCUUGGGUAUCCCGUAUGCGCAGGAUACCGGAGGUCAGAACCGCUUUCGCAUACCUCAAUCACUGAACUCGACAUGGAACGGCACGCGCCCUGCCAAAUCCUACGGAGAUACUUGUCCGGACCCAUCAGAUGCUAGCUUCAGUAUGAGCGAAGACUGUCUGAGCAUCAACAUUGUUCGCCCAGCUGGUCUAUCAUCCGGCGACUACGCAAAACUGCCAGUGGCGCUUUGGAUCCACGGAGGUAGUUAUCAAGUGGGCACGAGCGCGCUCCCGAACUACAAUCUGACGUAUAUUGUGGCAAGAAGUAUGGAUCUCGGUCAACCCAUUAUUGCAGCCAGUAUCAAUUACCGCAAGGGUGGGUGGGGUAUGUUGUACUCGCGAGAGAUCCAGGGCACCGGUCAGACAAACCUUGCACUUCGUGACAUGCGGAAAGGACUCGCCUGGAUCUCAGAGAACAUUGAAGCCUUCGGCGGCGACAAAGACACCGUGACCAUCUGGGGCGAGUCUGCUGGGAGCUUCGCAGUGGGCCAGCUACUUAUAUCCUAUGGUGGGCGUACAGAUGGCCUAUUCCAUCGCAGCAUCCAGGAAUCGGGAUCUGCCGCAACAGCAUGGUAUAAUUCUACAGAUUGGUAUCAGCCCAUCUAUGACAACAUAGUUAACAAGGCCAACUGCUCGGAUGAAGUUGAUACACUUGAGUGCCUGCGUACAGUGCCGUACGAGAUUAUGUUCCCCUUACUCGCGGCUCCCAGUCAGGGUCCAGGCUGGUACCCUACCGUCGACGGAGACAUCAUUCCUGCCUAUCCGACUGAACUGCUCGCCUCAGGCCGCUUUGCUCACAUUCCUCAUCUCUACGGCACCAACUCCGAUGAAGGUACCGACAAUGCGCCUGCCGGCGGCGUUAUCAACAACGACAAUGACCUUCGUGCCUACCUUACCAACAGCACAGGCUUCGACUUUCCCGAUGCUGUCAUUGAGCGUAUCAUGAGGCUCUACCCCGAUGAUCCUACCCUUGGCAUCCCCCUCAACACUGGGGUACAGCUCUUCGUAGAGCAAGGCCUCCAGUACAAACGCAUAGCCGCCAUCUUAGGCGAUGCAUUCUACCAUGCGCCCCGCCUCAUGGACGCCCGGGCUUACUCCAUGUACUCUCCCACAUACAUCUACCGCUUCAACACGCUCCCCUGGCAGAACAACAACACCGCCGACGAAGGCGGCAACGCACGCGCAUACAAAGGCGUUGCGCACUUUACAGAAGUAGCUUUUGUCUUCGCUAACCCUAGCUUCUAUGGGCCGUGGGAGGAGUACAAGGUGCUGAGCAAUCAGAUGAGCGCGCAGUGGAUCAACUUCGUUGUUAGUGGGGAUCCAAAUGGAGAGGCGCUGCCACGAUGGCCGCAAUACAAUGAGAGUGCGCAUGGGCUUGAUCUCGUGAUCCAGGCGAAGGGAAGAGGGUAUAAUGGGAGCUAUGUCGAGGAGGAUACUUGGAGGCUUGAAGGAAGAGAGUAUCUAAGUAGGUGGGCUAGGAGGAGGCAUGUUUAA
Messenger RNA from Alternaria atra, 1677 nucleotides. RefSeq lists its product as uncharacterized. The record is from RefSeq and is a predicted model, not a curated record. The transcript has a single exon. Lineage: Eukaryota; Fungi; Ascomycota; Dothideomycetes; Pleosporales; Pleosporaceae. Bases 1 to 1677 code for a protein of 558 amino acids.